Messenger RNA from Hemiscyllium ocellatum (epaulette shark), 4495 nucleotides. RefSeq names its product sorting nexin 10b (gene snx10b). The record is from RefSeq and is a predicted model, not a curated record. The transcript is spliced from 7 exons. Gene Ontology annotation, biological process: intracellular protein transport. The coding region runs from base 103 to 621 and encodes 172 amino acids. Gene Ontology annotation, molecular function: phosphatidylinositol binding. Lineage: Eukaryota; Metazoa; Chordata; Chondrichthyes; Orectolobiformes; Hemiscylliidae.
AAUGUAGAAGUUGACUGGAAGUGCCCGGAUUCAGAAUCACUUGUAUAUGCGGCAGUUUGGAUACAAUAUUGAGACACAACCAUUAUGAGAAGAAUGUGACUCAUGCCAAAAGCAUUUCCCACCAGAGGAAUGGAUAAAACAAUAAAGGAUAAAAAAAAGGAGUUCAUCAGUGUGUGGGUGAGAGAUCCCAGAGUCCAGAAAGAAGAUUCAUGGCACUCUUACGUAGAUUAUGAAAUUUGUGUUCAUACUAAUAGUAUGUGUUUUACAAAGAAGACUUCCUGCGUUCGAAGACGCUACAGAGAAUUUGCUUGGCUUAGGCAGCGACUUCAAGACAAUGCUGUAUUGAUAAGUCUGCCAGAGUUGCCUCCAAAGAGCCCUUUCUUCAGUGCCAGUAAUGUCCAACAUGUUGAGCAACGCUGUCAAGGCCUUCAAGAAUUUUUAGAGAAAGUAUUGAAGAUCAACAUACUCCUUUCAGACAGUAGAUUACACCUCUUCUUGCAGACACAGUUAAACACUACAGAGAUUGAGGCCUGUGUCUCGGGUCAGACUGACUACACCGUUGAGGAUGCAGUUCACAGACAUGCCACUUCUAACCGAAGAUUCCCUGUAGAGGAAGCAUAGCCAGUAAAGAUUGGUUUAGACUUAAACUGCAAAAGCACUUCAUCCUCGGGGCUUGGAAGUGGCAGCAAUGACAACAACGCAAAGUCAUAAAAGAUGAACAUUGCGAGAAUCUGUUUUGUGCCCCAUUCUGCUUUGGGCAUGUGUUCAGAAUCUACAAUCCAGACGGCUGAUUUAUCCAAAUCUACCUCCAAACUGACCUCAAUCACAAAAGAAAUCUGUGAAAGCCCAGUACAAUGCAGUGUUUUGCUUCACAGACAGAAAAAUCAUGUUUAUUUGUGGCUACAGUGAAAAUAUUCAGUUACCUUUUUGACUGAGAUGUUCUAUUUUCACUUGCAACUAGCAGGGUAAAGGGUAGGGGGAAAAAAAUUGCCUUUUUUUGGUAGGACAUUUCGCAAUUGCAAUAUGUAUCCGAAUUAAUGAUCAAAAUUACAUUUUAAUAAUUAUUAUAGUGAAAUACAUUAUUUUCUAAACUGCAUUCCUAAAUAGUAUAAAAUUUGGAUCUUCUGACUGAAGGAUAAAUGUUUAUAGGAUGUGAGGAAGCAAUAUUCAUUCUGAACACAGUAAUUCCAAAGUUGCAAAUGUCAUUUUUUUUCAUGGGUUGCUGUUUCUUGGAAGAAACAGACUCUGUGUUGCACGUGGAAAUGUUAUCCAAUUAUUUGUUAAUCACUCCUAAGCCAAUUUUAUGCUAAUUACUCAAGCUUAUUUAAUUCAGUGAUGUGCUUCCCAAAGAAAGCUUGGAUUUCAGUCUGUACACUUAGCUGAUGGGCAAUUCACAAAUCAAUUUAAAACAGCUUUUGUUUGAAAUCUAAACUCCAUGUUUAACAUGUACAGUUUUACACUUGUGAACUGUAAUAACGUACUGCAGGCCACUCUGUUUACUACAUUCAAAGCUGAGUUACAUCAUGGAAAUGACACUUGAGAACAAUACAAGUUUAGAGAAUCAUUCGUUUGAUUAAGUUAUUGGAAACAUUGUUUUAUUGUAUAGAAGAAAUUUUGGUUGUAUUAACAUUGACUCUGUUAAGAAAAUUUAUAUGUGCCCUUUACAAAAUCAUUUUUAGUCUUCAUGUUACUCUAGAACCACAUUAGCUGAUCGUAAUUUCAACCCCUCUAAAACAGGAAGUUAGCAAGGAAGCUUCCUGGUUUUGGCUGAGAUGGAGUACCACAAUUAGCUGAAGCAACCCUGGGGAUUGCUUAAUCCCUGCCCACCACUGUCAGCAAGCAAUUGUUACAAGAGUGCAGUGGGUAAGGACAAAAAUCAGGCUCUGUUCAUCAACCAUUCAACCAAUUCUAAGCUGUCUCAUUAAAAUGGCCAUUGGAUGGAGGUCGACCAAUGUUUGUGGAAUUUUGACGAUUUAGAGAGCUAACCUCUUUGUGGAAGGGAGAAUAUUCGUUUUAGUGAGUGUUGGAAAUCACUUUUUAAUACAAGUAUAAAGCCACCAACAUUCAUCAUUACCAUUUUGAUGACAGUGAAUUAAUAUGCAACCUUAACAUUCUACCCAAAAAUAUAAACUAAUUUUAAUAAAUAUUUUUUGUGCUUUUCAUUCUCUUGAAUAAGCAUUUGGGAGCAUGAUGGCUUUGGCCUAAUUAUUCUGAAAAGUGUAUUUUUUUCCUGUGGUCUUGUUGCUGUAAAUCUAUAUUGGUCCUUGUGAAAUUUUUUAUAGCUUCAAUUUGUUAUUUGUUUACCUUUGGCCGUGCUGAUGAUGUCUGAGGGAGAGUUAGCAAAUAAACUUGGAAAUCUGAAUUUAAUUCUCUUUUUUAAAAAAAAGUAUACCUUGAAAAAAAGUUGGAAUUUCUCUAGAUGGUUCAUGGCAUGUUCUACUUCAAUUGAUUUGUCCACUAUAGACUCUUCAAAUGUAAGUGUUUACAGAUUUGUGUACUACUGUACCUUAUUACUUUAUUAAAUUUGGCAAAAAUGUAUGAUUUGUGAACUGUUCUGAUUUACAACACUCUCUGUAGGGCGAAUCAUUGAUAAUUUAAUAUAUGAAGUGAAUCAAUGGUCUAGUAAGCUGCAGGAAUGCUUACUAUUCUUCAGUGAAGUGAUGGAAUGCUUUGUGAAGCAAAAUAGGUGCAAAAGCUUUAAAAAGAUAACAAGCGUGCAUAUUAUUAGCAGGAAACCCAAAUCUGAAAUUUUUGAGAGCUGUGUACACAUACCCUUUCUAACUUUCUCAGCACUGCUGUAGGCCAUUAGCGCCCAGUUUGUCAAGAGGUCUGUUCUCCCUGACCAUAUGGCAUUAGGUGGUUAUGAAAGUCGUUCUGUCUUGUCUAGACCAAUUAACAGACUCUGGGAGUACUGCACCAUACAUUGCUUGACAGCUUAGUGGACUUCAGAUUGCAAUCUAAAUGCUGUUGUGCACUUAGGCAUAAUUUGACUAUAAAUUUCCUCCACCUGUUUUAAAAUUCAAAUCUUUUUUUUUGCUGAAAUGACAUGAAGCAGAAUUAAAAAUACUGUACCCAUUUCUUUUAUCUUGUAAUGAUUUUAAUUUCACUUCAUGCUGCCAGUACAUCUGUAAAAUAUUGUACUGUGUAACAACGAAGACUGACGUUCAGAUAGGGUACAAAAAUUAUUUCUAAACCUUUCAUUUAUUUUCAAGAAUUGUCAAUGUGAUUAAACUUUUUUUGAUUUUGUCAAAGUUUGCAAAUGUUUGCUUGUAUGAGUGCAGAAAAUUGCAGUAAGAGGUUCAGACAUUUAUUUUUAAUGAGCACAGCGAUGAAAGAAUUUAAUUUUUCUGAUGUCUUCUGUGACAUUAAUUCCUCUGUCACAGGAUUUAAUUGUAUUUUUCAAUAAAUCAAGUAGAAUUUGGCCUUUACCUUUCACAAUGGAUCACUUUGUACAUGUGUAGGUAUUCACUGUGAUACGAUUUGAGAACUUUUUCUGUCAUUUUGUUUAUAUCCUCUUUAUGUAGUGCUGUUGUAUAGUUAUUUAUUUUGAUUGCUUAUGCUUUGAGAUGACUUGGAGGACUUUGGAAACUGUGGGUAACAUCUCCAGCUAAACCAGUGAAAAGCAUUGAGAAAUCUCCAGUGUAGUUAACACCCAGCACUUGCUCAGAGUUCAAAUUAAUCAUUGACUUUCUUCUGAUUGUGAUUGCACUCCUAUGAGGAGGCACUUUACUUUGUCUUUUAUUUAGACACAAUGACACUAAUAGAUACCUUUAAAAAGUUCUUAUGUACUUUAAAUUUAUUCAUGUGUAGAUCAAUGAAGCAAUUAAUAACUUUGGUAAAGAUUUAAAGACAAUUUUAGAUUUUAAAAUAAAGUACUUACAAGUAAUGGAUUAGCCACUUAAGAAAAUAUUUUUGUUAUAAACCCACUUUCAGUUGUAUUAAUAAAACUACCUGCACACUCAUGCAUUAAGCACUGUAAAUGCAAGGGGAUAAAUAAAAUUCUAAUACACUGCCUGAUUGGAAAAUUUUACACUUGUGACUAUGGAAAUAAGGUGGAACAGAUACUUGAACCACCGCUUCUAAAAAAUAUGUUAUUGUGGUUUCUGUCCACUUUAUGUAAAGUGUAAACUCUCUAUCCUAAUCUUUACCUAUUCACUUUGUUUAUGAUUAAGAUACAGCACUUCCAUUUCCUAAAGCAAAUAACAUUUUCAAUGCAAAAACAAAAACUGAAGCUGUUUCAAAUUUUCGAGCUUUUCCAUUUUCAUGUAUUUUGAAUAUAUUUUGUAGGUUAUGUUCUACAUUUUAAUUAUAUAACCCAGUUUUGCUGCUUGCUUCACUGCAUUGGACAACUCACUUUCAUUGUUCAAUUCUACCAAGCUCUGUUCUCUCCCUGUACAGUUCAGUAUUGUACAAUUCAAUUGUAUAUCUCUUGCAUGCUUUUCAAUCUGUUAUGCUUUAAUAAUAAAGCCAAUGAUCUGUUGAGUUGCAUAAUCAA